Molecule: messenger RNA, 831 nt
Organism: Acanthoscelides obtectus
Lineage: Eukaryota; Metazoa; Arthropoda; Insecta; Coleoptera; Chrysomelidae
Source: the annotation of a GenBank genome assembly
AUGUCUUUCUUAGAUUCUUUCAGCUUGAAUUCCUGGAGUGACUAUAAGCUUAAUUUGAAAAAGAGGGCGGCAGAAAUAGAAAGAUCUAGAAAUUUAACAGGAGGCGGCCCAGCUUGUUCAAAAACUUUGAAUGAUUUUGAAUUAAAAAUUUUAGAAAUAUUAGGGGAAAGUUUUUUUAAAGGAACUGGAACUCAAGAAUUAGCUUCCACUGGACGACACGUUAGCGCUUCCACUUGAUGACAUGCAGCAUUAUGAUGCUACCCCAGUUGCAUCAACAUCAGCUGCUACAAAUUUUCCUAUUCUGGAGGAACAGCAAUCUGCACAACAAACCUUGACUCCUAAACCUCAACAAAUAGAAUUUAGGAAAAAUCCUAGAGUUGAAAAAUGUCUUUUUACAACCAAGGACCAUGAUUAUCUACCAUCUAAGACACCAACACGACAAUCUGAAAAUGAUGAAGUUAAGCUUUUAUAUAAAGAUACUGUUUCUAUAUUACACAGUAUUAACCAAAAUGUAUCAAAUAUUGCCCAGAAUGUAGGGGAACUAACUGAACAAAUUAAGGUUUAUGCAACAAAUUUAGAAAUGAUUUUACAGAAAUUAAGCCAAAAUAGCUCUUAACAUAUAUUUGUGUACUGAAAACCUCCAAGCAUCUGUUUGCAAAUUUGACUGUUGGUGUAACUCUUUUGAAUGCACCAUUUGUGAUAAGCACUUGUUUCUUAAAAUAUAUAUAUUUUUUUAGGUUCAGAUUGCUAGUUUAGCAAUACAAAAUGAUAAACUUUUUUUUGUUGAGGACUUUAUUUGUUCUCUAGAAUAUUUCUUCUUUGUGUAUAGUU